AUGUCAUUGAAAAGGACUUCUGUGGAGAAUUCCAAGCUGGCAGAAGGCUUCAGUCAGCAGUCUUAUAUGAAGGGGUAUGUGGUGGCGGGCCCUCCGUCUGCUGGGGCUUUUAAGAAACACCUGUAUAGACCGACCACUUUGCGCAAAGCGUACGAUAAUGGACUCCUGCCAUUAAUGGUGGUGCAUGGCGGUGUACGCAACAACAUAUCAUGGAUGGCACAAAUCCAGAGGCUGGACUACUACUACUACCUGCCUCUGUUCUUUGAUGGCUUACGUGAGACUGAUCAUCCAUACGAGCUCUUUGCCCGCCAGGGGAUCCAUGACCUGUUGGAACAUGGAGGCGACAAGAUCCUGCCCAUCAUCCCCUGGCUCAUCAUCCCCAUAAAGAAAGCCCUGAACACACGGGACCCCCGGGUGAUCUGCACAACGCUUAAAGCCCUGCAGCAUCUGAUCAUGUGUACAGACAAGGUGGGAAAAGCUCUGGUGCCAUACUUCAAAAAUAUUCUCCCCAUGUUCAACUACUAUAAGAAUAAGAACAUCCGCACUGGUGAUGCUAUUGACUACAGCCAGAGGAAGGGACAGAACAUCGGGGACCUGGUUCAGGAGACUCUGGAGAAGAUGGAGCGUUACGGAGGAGAGGACGCCUUCGUAAACAUCAAACACGUGGUGCCCACCUACCAGUCCUGCAUGACCAACCUUCACAACCUUCACAACCUUUACAACCUUCACAACCUUCAAAACCUUUACAACCUUUACAACCUUCACAACCUUCACAACCUUUACAACCUUCACAACCUUUACAACCUUCACAACCUUCACAACCUUUACAACCUUUACAACCUUCACAACCUUCACAACCUUUACAACCUUCACAACCUUUACAACCUUCACAGCCUUCACAACCUUCACAACCUUUACAACCUUCACAACCUUCACAACCUUUACAACCUUCACAACCUUUACAACCUUCACAGCCUUCACAACCUUCACAACCUUUACAACCUUCACAACCUUUACAACCUUCACAACCUUUACAACCUUCACAGCCUUCACAACCUUCACAACCUUUACAACCUUCACAGCCUUCACAACCUUCACAACCUUCACAGCAUUCACAACCUUCACAACCUCCACAACCUUCACAGCCUUCACUGCCUUCACAACCUUCACAACCUUUACAACCUUCAUAGCAUCCACAUCAUUCACAACAGUUAUCUUGCAGAAUGA
Messenger RNA from Solea solea (common sole), 1227 nucleotides. Its product is annotated as parkin coregulated gene protein homolog. NCBI's taxonomy places the organism in Eukaryota, Metazoa, Chordata, Actinopteri, Pleuronectiformes, Soleidae. Gene Ontology annotation, cellular component: vesicle; cytosol; neuron projection. The record is from RefSeq and is a predicted model, not a curated record. Bases 1 to 1227 code for a protein of 408 amino acids. The transcript has 2 exons. Gene Ontology annotation, molecular function: Hsp70 protein binding; Hsp90 protein binding.